AUGCUACGCGUCUGUCUGCCUCCGUUACCGCCAUUCCUUUUCGCGGCUCUCGUCGUGAGCGGCCUGGCCUCCAAGGCCUUGCAUAUUGCGCUGCAUAUUCGAUCGCUUCCCUUUGUUUAUUUCAUUCUCUUCUCGCCGACAUUGGUACUGCCUGACUUGGUCGUCAUUGCGGUCACCCGGCUCUUGCUGCAAUUUUCGUCGCCAGAAACUCGACUACAAUGGAUUUCAACAUAUAUCGGGGGGUUUCUCUCCUUAAUCACAUGGGGCGCGUCCUCCAUCCAAUUCGGCUUUUUCAUGCAGACAGGCGCCGAGGUCGCCUGGGCCGCCAGCAAUAGUUUCUUGAGUGACCCGGCAGCCAUGAAGAUCUUGCUGAGCGGCAUCACCACCGUUUCUGCUGCGGCUACUGCUUUAGGGCUGGUGGCAUUUCUGGUUCAUUCGCGGCUUUAUAAUUUCACGGGCCUUGGAUUGCAGGCGAUCCGAGAUCUAUGCGUGGGAAGCCUUGAAGCCCGACAUAGCAUCCCCACAUUCUCUAGCAAGGCCUGGGUAGCCUCGGCCAACCCGCAAUCGCUGCGACGCAUCACUGUUGCUGCAGCCGCCUGCGUGUCGUUGCUGUUUUUAGAACUCGUGCGGCCCUCGGUGCCCUAUGACCAUCUCUCAGGUGCUCUUCCAUUGACGCUGCUGGACGCCUUUCGCAAAACGUCUGCCACGGUUGACAGCUGUUCUGUCGCCGCCAACCCUUUCCCGUUUGGUCUUCCGCCUGGGUUUCAGACCAACUCGUCGGUCGCCGAUCCGUGGUCGCGACCGGCGUGGCUCCCGCAGAACCCGCCUGCAGGGUUCAGCCGUUGGCAUCUGAGCCCUGAGGAACGUUUGAGAAAAGACAACACCUCUGCGUGUGGAAACCCUCAAGGGAAGCUCUUCGACCCGAAAAACGACCCGCUCAAGAUCUCCAAUCUGGGUGGUGAGGUGUUGGAACCCCUGCAAAAGGCUUUUAAGGAUCACUCCGUGCAUGUCGACCAUGUCGUCUUGCUGACCCUCGAAAGUGGUCGCAAGGAAGUCUUCCCCAUGCAGCAGGGCAAUUACAUGUUCGACGCUCUUCUCGAUUCGCAUCGCAAGUACAAACAAGACCAGGCGAUCGAUGAAUUGGUUCGGUUGACUCCGGUCGCACAGAUGCUGACUGGUGAGCGUGCAACGGAUAGCAAGGGUCAGCAAGUCAACCUGAGCCACGCCCAAUGGCAGGAUUCGGCGAAAGAAGGAAUGGGUGGAAUCAACAUCCGUGGAGCAGUCACGGGCAGCAGCUUGACCUUCAAGAGUCUCCUGGGGAGUCAUUGCGGGGUGCACCCGUUACCCGUGGAUAUGCUGGAAGAGAGCGGGCUUGAGAUCUACCAGCCGUGUUUGCCGCAGAUCUUCAAGCUGUUCAACGAAGUGAAGUCGCAGGCCAAUUCAACCAACACAUCGACGAAUGCGUUGAAUUACCCCUGGAAGCCUGUGUUCAUGCAAUCCAUUACCGACGACUUCGACCGCCAGAACAUCUUGAAUGAUCACAUGGGCUUUGAGGAGACAGUCGUCCGGAAUAACUUGAGAUCCUUGUAUGGGAAAUACCGUGCGCAAGGCGACGAGGUCAACUAUUUCGGAUAUGCCGAAACCGAGUUGCGACCAUAUCUGCGAGAUCUUUUUGACGAAGCUGCCAAAAACAAAACCCGCAUGUUUCUUUCGCACAUCACCAGCACCACGCACCACCCGUGGGGCACGCCCGAUGACUUCCCGGAAGAGCAGUACUUGGGCAAUCAAGGCGACGUGCGCCAUACCCAAAUGAAUGAUUACCUGAACACCGUGCGCUUCGUCGACGGCUGGCUGGGUGAGGUGAUGAGCAUGCUGGACGAGGCGGGCAUCGCCAACAAGACCCUGGUCGUUUUUGUCGGCGACCACGGCCAAGCUUUUGCCGAGGACGACGAGGCCGUGACCGGCACCUAUGAGAACGGCCACAUCAGCAAUUUCCGUGUGCCGCUAGUUUUCCGCCACCCACAACUGCCUCGCAUCGACAUCGCUGCCAAUGCAACAUCCAUUUCCAUCAUCCCCACCAUUCUGGACCUUCUCGUGCAGACGCAGUCUCUAGACGAGCGCGACUCCGAGAUUGCCUCGGCCCUGCUGCCAACGUACCAGGGCCAGUCGCUUAUCCGCCCAUUUGUUCCAGCCGUCGAGCGGCAUCCCAUGGAGCAAAACUACACCAAUGCCGCGAUUCACGCCCGAUAUUCGCCGGAAGAAGGUCCUCGGGUACAGCCUGUUUGGAACUUUGGUCUCAUCAACGCCGGCGGCUCCAUGCUUUCCGUCACCACGGCUAACGACCCAUACCGUCUCGUCCUGCCGAUCAAAGAUGGUUUCGAGUAUACUUUCAGCCAUUUGCUCGACGACCCUGGCGAGCGGAAGCGCAUGAAGGCAUGGACUUUGAAGGAUCUCAUUAAAUCGGUUAAACCCAAGUACGGCGACGAAGCCGCCGCCUGGCUCCAAGAUGCCGAACAACUUGGUAAAUGGUGGGUCGUCGAACAAAGGCGUAUCUGGGGAUAUCAGGAAUCUUAA
Penicillium alfredii is the source of this 2574-nucleotide messenger RNA. RefSeq lists its product as uncharacterized. Bases 1 to 2574 code for a protein of 857 amino acids. The transcript has 3 exons. The record is from RefSeq and is a predicted model, not a curated record. NCBI's taxonomy places the organism in Eukaryota, Fungi, Ascomycota, Eurotiomycetes, Eurotiales, Aspergillaceae.